Molecule: messenger RNA, 1419 nt
Organism: Emiliania huxleyi CCMP1516
Lineage: Eukaryota; Haptophyta; Isochrysidales; Noelaerhabdaceae
Exons: 4
Coding region: 16-1326 (436 amino acids)
Biological process (GO): amino acid transmembrane transport
Cellular component (GO): vacuolar membrane
Molecular function (GO): amino acid transmembrane transporter activity
Source: RefSeq, a predicted model, not a curated record
GACAUUCCCGGGUACAUGCCGGGGAGCCGCGGCACCGCGGCGUCGAACCGGCUCUCGUAUGCCCGCAACCCGCUCCUCGGCAGUCCCAGCCAACGCGAGAGUGCGCUGGGCACUGCGCUGCUCGACUCGCCGCCGGCUGGGACAACCGCACUCUCCACGUUCUUCAACCUCAUAAACAACUACGUCGGAAUGGUGCUCCUCUCGAUGCACUUCACCUUUGCGCGCAGCGGCUGGCUCGCGCUGCCCGUGCUCUUUGGGCUCACAGCAUUCGGAGCCUUCACGGGUGAUUGCAUCAUACUCUGCUACCAGACGCUCGAGGCGCGCAACCCGACCCGCCCGCCGUCGUAUGCUGAGAUUGCGACGCAAGCGCUUGGUGGAUGCGGCAAGUGGCUCACGAUCGUCUCCUCCCUGAUCGAAGUCUUCGUCGCCAACAUAUGCAUGCUAAUCAUCAUUUGGCAGAACGUCGCCCUGCUGCUGCCUAGCGUGUCCUACUCGUGGGUGAUUAUUGGCUGCGUGGCCGCCUCCUUCCCCACAAACUGGCUGCGCGACUUCUCGCUGCUUUCUAUGCUCUCCUCCUUUGCUCUUCUCUCCAUCAUGCUCAUUCUCGCUGUCGUCGUCUACGACGUCGCUGCAGACGAGCACGCGACAGAUCGCACGCUGGUCGAGCCGUCGGGAUUGUUCAUGAGCAGUUCAAUCAUGCUCGCCGGCUUGACUGGCCAUGUAGGGCUGCCGCCGAUGUACUCAGAGAUGAAGGACCCCUCGCUGUUCCGCCCGACGAUGUACGCCGCCUUUCUGGUCAUGUUCUUGAUGUAUGCCGUCGCUGGGGUCGGCGGCUACUUGCUCUACGGCGCCGAAGGCCACGUGCUGAUCACAGAGGAUAUGGCGGCAGCGGGCACGAGCAUCUUCUCAAAGGUGCUCACGACGCUCGUCCUCGGCUCGAUCACCUUCAAGCUGUUUUGCGGCGUGCCGAUGGGUGUGCUCAUUCUGGUGGAGAUUGUGCAGGACCUGUACCAGGAGAGGACGGGCACCACCUUCUCCGAGGCGGUCGCCUUCCCAAUGCGCGUCGCCACCUGGGCGGGCACGAUCGUCGUCGCGAUCGGCAUCCUGCCCUACCUCGAGUACGUCACCGCCCUCAUCGGCAUCAACUCUCUUCUCAUCUCGGUGCUCCUCCCGCUCAUCUUCUUCCUUGUGCUGCACCGCAAGACUCUCGGAGGAGUGACCUUCGGAGGGCUUAGCGUCCUGCUUGUGCUGACGUUCAUUGCAACGGUGAUCAUCAGCAUUGCAGACGUGCAAGACUUCCUCGCGAAAUUCGCAGGAACAAGGUAGAUCGCCGCAGAAGCAGGAGCGACGUACGCAAGCACCGGAAACGACCACGGCAGACCGUUUUUCGUUUUUCGUUUUCAAGAGUCAGAGGGAGAC